Molecule: messenger RNA, 2469 nt
Organism: Symbiodinium necroappetens
Lineage: Eukaryota; Dinophyceae; Suessiales; Symbiodiniaceae
Source: the annotation of a GenBank genome assembly
AUGCCACCCACGAUUGCCGAAGUCAAGGGCAGAUUGAAUUUCGUCUGGGGCAAGGAGAGCGACUUGAAUGAAACCUAUUCCUUCGAGUUUGCCAGCAGUACGUCGUGGUCGUGUGUGCGAAAAAAUGGAGCCGAGUCGAGAAAGUUUCGUCUCACCUUCGAUGCGGCCGCUUCAAGGUUGUGGUGGGGAGAGUCUUACUUCAUGGACCCAUCAGACAUGGCCAAGCAGCCAGACCGGGUCCAAUGGUACCGGGCCUCAGAUCGCAGCAAGAAGCGGGCAGCGUUUUUAUGGAAAAGGCUGCGUGAGGCGCAACCUGGCAAUGUGGAGGUGCGCAAAAACAUUCCGGCACCUCCGCGACCCAAGGCAGCUGUUGCUCGGAACCCGGCGAGUGUUGGCAAAGCGCGAACAGAGGCUGUGUCGACGGGAAGCAAAAGCAAGACCUCUCCAGUUUCAUGGCCCGAGGUUGUGCUUGACUUGGACCAGAUGCUUGUGCUCUACAAGCCUCCUCACUGGAAGGUGGAAUUGCCGCCCAAAGGAACUCCAGAGGAGGGCCUCCACCUGCCAAGCUGGCUGAGGGACAAGGUAGCCAGCAUCGAUCCAAAGCUUUUCGAAGAAGAGUCGAACCCGGCUCUUUCAGGAACGGGCUUUGGUCCUCUGUCGCACCGCAUCGACCAGGAGACGAGCGGGCCCUUGCUGGCGGCCAAGACUGCUGCUGCUCAGCGGCACUUGCGUGCACAGUUUCACAAAACUGAGAUCUCCAAGCGCUAUGUGUGCUUGGUGCACGGACGUGUAUCGUCUCCCAGUGGGACGGUUGAUGCGAGCAUUCGCACACUGCGAACCGAUGCCACGACUAGGUCAGAGAUUUCCAGUGCAGGCGACUGGGCGGAGACCCAGUACCAGGUCAUAGCCACAUUCGGGUCUGCCAGCGUGGGCAGAUACAGUCUGCUGGCCUGUGAUAUUACUUCCGGGCGCACGCAUCAAAUCCGUGUUCACAUGCAGCACCUGGGACAUCCGCUCGUCUCGGAUGACAAGUACGGGGAUGUUGGACAGCUGGAGAAGGACAGAAUCUGGUGUCCACGACUUUUCCUGCACUCCUUCCGCCUGAGAUUCCGAGACCUGAGGAACGAGGUUCAAGAAGUCGUGUGCCCCUUGCCUCCGGACCUGAAGGCAGCACUUGUCAAGCUUGGGGCUGCAAGUCCAGAUGGGCCUUCUGCGGAUGCAUUGUUUGGAGAAACAUCUUGGCAGCGUGAGAUUUUCCGACCUCCACUGACAGCUUGGCGGCCUGGAACAGAGGUGCAGAGAUGUUUGAUUUCGCUUCUGUUGAGCAAAGACCAGCCUCGUUCUCUACACGACAUCAAUGCAGAUGCAGAGCUCAAGAGGCUUUUGGCCAAAGAGAACCUGACUUGCAUCAACAAGGCCUGGUUGGCGAAGAAUUGGGAUGUUUUCGAGGCCUUGCCUUCUCCCGACGAUGAUCUAACAGUGCGUCUCCGCCCGCUGGCGGAAGGCUCUGAGAGGCAGCUCGAGCAGCAGAUUGAGGCGGUGCGCUCCGAGUGCGAGGAGCUGCAGCGGUUAAAGCAGCGUGCCAUUGCUGAAGAACAGUACUUGAAGGCUGCUGAAAUCAAGCGCCGCUUUGAAGCCGCCUCCGCAGAACUGAGCUCCCUUUUGACCCUCUGCGAGGACGAGAGCGUCGCUGAUGAUGCACUGGCUGAAGGUCGGAUUGCCGCUGCCAGGCAGCAGAUCAAGGCCUUCGAGCAGGAUGUAAACGAUGAGGCUCUCUUUCCAUCUCUAGCGGCAGCACCAAAGCCACGUGCUGUGCCAGAGACAGAUGACCCACUGCCAGCCGAAGGACUGGAGGUGAAACCACCUUCCCUUGAGGAAGCGCUGAUGGACUUUCUGGACCGAAAGGAAGGCAACAUCGCCCACAUCAACGAGAUCAACAACGAUCGCUAUCUACGGGAGGUGAUGGCUCAACAAGCCCCGAAGCCUAUAUCAGCGGUGAACAAGGUCUGGCUGAAGCAGCAUGAAGCUUUGUUUACCCUUCUCCGUGCUCAAGACAAUGAGAUGUACAUCGCGAGGACGCAGGCUGUGGCCGACCAGAAGAAGGCCAAAGCCAAAAUGCAGGCUGGAGACCAGAAGAAGCAGCCUGCGUACCACCAGGUCAUCCAGAAAGCCGACCAGAUGGCGGCGCCCUUGGUGUACCAGUACGGCGGAGGCGCACUCAAGCCGAUUCCAGAGCAAGAGGAGAGUGGACCGUGGCAAGAGAGGCUACGACAAGCCCUGCAGGCGGGCCCUUUGGAAGUUCCGGAGCUGUUGCAAGCCGUGCCGCUGUUCACGGCGGCGACGGGUGCCACGCGGCCCUGGCAGCAGCAGGAGAUACUCCUGACAUUUCUUCAAGCGUGGCCGCAGCUCUUCAAAGUGGAGAAGCGCGGCUCGGGAGCUGACAGGAAGUAUCUGGUGUCGUUGAAGUGA